This is a messenger RNA of Acanthoscelides obtectus, 4785 nucleotides long. The record is from the annotation of a GenBank genome assembly. NCBI's taxonomy places the organism in Eukaryota, Metazoa, Arthropoda, Insecta, Coleoptera, Chrysomelidae.
UGUCAAUGUCAAAUUUGUCAAAAACAAAUUCCAGGGUUGAUUUUUCCAAUCUUUUGAUAAAGAUGAUUAGCGUAUAAUGUAGCAGACAAUUUGCAGAUUAAGUGAAGAAAAAGCAUUACCACAAUGGCAUUCAGACAAUUAACUGAGGCGGAAUGUGGCCAGGCCAACCCCUUGCAGAGACUAACUUCACACAUCACAUCUGACCAUACCUUUGCAGACAGUCAUGGGCAGCUCUUCCAGACCAACUCGGACCAGUUGGUCGAGCAAUUCCUGCAGGAAACCAGAGCCCUUCCACAGACCUUCCGAAUGGACGAUCUCAUGCGGGAGAUGCACGAAAUUGAGUCUCAAAGGUCAGUCCUACCCCCUGUACCUGCUUCCACUGUUAAAGAUCAACUGCACGAUGUUCAAGAAGGGGCUUGGGCCCAACAGUAUAUUGAAGAUGGCAAAAAGUUUGAUGAAGGAGUAAACGGUAAUGAAGCAGUUUGGGCAGAGAUAUUGUCCCAAGAAAAAAGUGAACAUGACUUCAUGUCAUUAACAAAUGCUUGGAAUCAUGAAAUUUUGAAUGCUGAGGCUGCAUUAAGUGAAGAUCAACUGGACUCUACUAAUGAAGAUUCUAAGUUUGUUUACUCAAAGUUUAUGAAAUUUAUGAAAACUGAGCAAGAUACACAGGUAGAUGUUGGUGGUGGUAAGUUGACAGAAGCUGAGGCAGAAGCAUGGACAAAAGAAUAUUUUGAUGACAAAGUACAAGAGGAUGCUGACUCAUUGCUAGCAAGGAAAUGGGCUGAGGAACAUGUCAAAACAAAGGAUGAUGAUUACAAUUCAACAUUUUGGGAUCAGUUCCAAGAAGACAUGAAAAAGACAGCUGAAUUAGGAAAUGAUGCACCUCAUCCAUGGAUGGAUGAAUUCAACACAUAUUACAACACUCCACCAAAGGAGUAUGAAUUUAGUGAUGAAAACCCCAUGCUAGAGACUCCCAAGCCACUAGAAAAAGGCAAACAAUUUCUGGAAGAAGGUGAUUUUCCCAGUGCAGUCCUUUGCUUUGAAGCUGCAGUAAAACAAGAGAGCAAUAAUGCAGAAGCUUGGUUGUUAUUGGGAACCACUCAGGCUGAAAAUGAACAGGAUCCUCAAGCAAUAGCGGCCCUGAACAAGUGCCUGGAGCUGGAACCGACCGACUUGCGCGCCUUGAUGGCCUUAGCUGUGUGCUACACGAACGAGAGUUACUACAAUCAAGCAUGCUUGGCUCUGUUAAACUGGCUGAAGUACAAUCCUAAGUACAAGGACUUAGUCGAGUCCGGAGACCUCAGGAUAUCGGGGCAAGUUACCAGUUUGCUAGAUCCGAGUCAGCACAAGCAGGUGCAGGAUCUGUUCAUCAAAGCUGCGCAACGAAAUCCCAAGGAUAUUGAUUAUGAGAUACAAUGCGGCUUAGGUGUUCUGUUCAAUCUGUCUGGGGAAUACAACAAAGCUGCUGAUUGUUUUACCGCUGCGCUUUCUGUAAAACCGGACGACGCACGGCUUUGGAAUAGGUUAGGUGCAACUUUAGCUAAUGGUUCAAGGCCAGAGGAAGCUGUAGAUGCUUAUCAUCACGCUUUGAACAUUGUGCCUGGUUUUAUCAGGGCCAGGUAUAAUGUCGGAAUCACUUGUAUCAAUCUAAAUGCGUAUAGGGAAGCGGCCGAGCAUUUCUUGACAGCUCUGAACCAGCAGGCCAGAGGCAAAGACGUCAUGAACUCCGGUUCCGCGUCGCAAAUGUCGGACACGAUUUGGUCGACGUUAAGGAUGUGUGUGUCUCUGAUGAACCAGGGCGAACUCAAACCUCUGGUUGAUCGGAGGGACCUUAAAGAGUUGAACAAAAUAUUCAACAUAGAUUAAGAAAUCGGGGAGGAACAUAUUUUUAAGAUGUAAACCGAGAGCUACUAAUGUCAGGCCUAUGCAGUUCUCGUUGCUGUCUGAUGCAAAGAUAUGCUUCGAAUUUUUCCAGGAGUGCAAUAGUUUUAGUAUCAAGCAAUAAUUAUUCCAUGCAUCAUCGUUGAUUAAAACUUGGGAUUGCAUUUGACCAAUUUUGCUCUUCGUUUUUAUAUUACAUUUUUAAUAGUAACGUCAUCGAAAUGGAUCCAUAUUAACGUACAGAAAGCCAUUCGUUGACUAAAAUUUUCUUUUUGAUUGUGGCUGACAUAGUAGUCUUCUGGUAGUAAUAAAUCGAUAAUAUGUUACAAAACUCAAACACGUGGGCGUUUUAAAAAAUAUUAAAAUUUCAACUUUCCGAACACGUUAUUGUUACAUAUACAGAGAUACUUCAUAAACUAUAGAAAUAAUUGGUCACUUAACCUUUAUUGCUAGUAGAAGUGUAGUAAAACAUUAUUGGCAACAGUGUGGCAUACCACAGUUUUCCAUAUUUGCCACUACUGCGAAUUUACUCUAGAAUAAAAGAACUUGCUUAGAGUAUUCUUAGUUAGAGAUGCAACGCUAAUUUUGAUAUUGAUAUAUUUUUUUAAAUUGUCGCUAUUAAAAAUUAUGAUUUACCUUCAGCCAAAGCGAACUUAGUUACUACAGAGUAGGAAAAAGUUUGUCACUGGUUGCCUGAUUAUUUCCAACUAGCUGUUGAGCUACAGUUUUCGGUAGAAUUAUUGAAACUAUGAUGUUGCUACCUCUCUAGCUAUUGUACAUUUAUUUCUGUUUGAAACUUUAGUUUUCUUCAAGUUUGAAUUUUAAACACGAUACGACGUUGGGUUUUUUCCCAUAUGUGGGUUUUUUCUCCCAAUGUACUUUGAAGCCUAUAGUUCGUACCUUCUUUUUCAAAUCUGGCUGUAAAUUAUCAAAAACUCGUUUGUAUAUAUCUUCUCAGCUUUGACCGGAUCUUGAGAUGUUCAAUAAAAAAAAUUACACAAUUAAGCAGUGUACUUGAUGCUUGUCUUUAGCUACUCCAAUAAAAAAGAAACUGGUAAUAUAAAAUGUUCGGUGCAGUUUUUUUUAAGUUGUAACUUAACUUCGAACGACUGCUAAAAAAUAUAGACCUCUCAGUUCAUUCAUAAAAUCAAAAAUAAGUUGUGCUCAUGUCGAUGGGCGAGGGCGGAGUGAAAACAAAACAUAAACAUAACCCAUACUUACCUAUGAAACGAAACAUGUUCUUCUGUUUAGUAGGCUAUCAUUUGACACAUGUAGCAGUGUUACAUCGUUACUAAUUUUACAAACACGCAAAAAAUCAUUGCGGAUAAAAAUAAAGAAAAUUCGAAUGGCAAGUUACAACCGUCAACACGGAAACUCACAAUGACACAUUAUUAUGAAUGACGCGUUGACGCAACUUAAGCGACGUUGUCAAUUGUUACAGCUUCAUAGUCGUCCGACUAUUUGUCAUAUUGCAUUUUUGCAUAAAAAUAACCUAGUAAAUAAUUUUUCUCAUGUCAUGGAAAUGUUGCUAAGCACAUUUACCCGCUGUUAACUUAUCAACGGUACUGAAUACCAACUAUAGAUUUUCGGAGAUUUAAUAGCCUCCAUUGAGGGAGAUGCAACAUGGCAAAUUGCCCAGGAGAUGUCUUCCAAAAAAUAUGUAAAUAGGUAGGUAGGUCUAUAUUUUUUAGUAGUCGAUCAUAAUUUCAGAUGAUUUCUGGGUGAAAGAUACAUAUCUUUCAAUUUCAAAUAGCUCUAAGAUCCGUACAAAGAUUCUCGAAAAAGUGUUAUUUCAAGGCAAUAAUAGCCAUUUUUUUUUAAUAAUUAUUAAAACAUAAUCAGUAUAUUAUGUGUGAAUGUUUCGCUAUAUAAAGAAACAAAUAUAUCUUUACUAUAGUUAGAGCUGGUCCCCCAUAGACCGUAUUGGACUAAGGUGCGUAUCGUCAGUCGUUCCCACUAUUAUAGGACGCCUUUAUGGCCGCCUUGAUUUUCAUGGUUUUCUACUGUUCCGUGUCAGCGCUCUAUUUUGAGGUUAUGUUACAAAUAUCUAUUUGCAUCAAACUGUUCAUGCUUUUGAUUUAUAUCAGCCUGAAUUUUUCUACAAUCAACAGCCUCACAAUAGGAAAGCGCUGACGCUGACACGGAACAGUAGAAAUCUAGAAAUACCCCAGCCUUCCUGAAGCAGAGAAAAGACUACAAUUGUAGGACGCCUUUAUGGCCUCCUUGAUUUUCAUAGUAUUUUCUCUCCUGCUGAAAGGCUGGUGUAUUUCUAGAUUUCUACUGUUCCGUGUCAGCGUCAGCGCUUUCCUAUUGUAAGACUAUGUUUUCUUUUUGAAUUGCAGGAAAUUCCAGGCUAUAUAACAGAUGAUAAAAAUUAAAAGCAUGAACAAUCUGAUGCAAAUAGACUUGUAACAUAACCUCAAAAGAGAACACUGCACAUAAGAGUAGAAAACUAUGAAAAUCAAGGACAUAAAGGCGUCCUACAAUUUAUUGAAUGGACGACUGACGAUACGGCCUUUAGAUAUAAAAUUUGUGCAAAUUGAAAAGAGAUCCAAACAAUAGUUUUCCACUUCAUUAAUGAAAUACAUUUUUUGCUUUUAGUUUUAUAUUAACCCAUCAAGCCGCGAACCGGCUCUGGCUCUAAUUUUACAUUUUGUAAUCGUAUGUUUAAGAUCGACUUAUAAGUUUAUGCUUCUGUAUGCGUCAGUAUAGGUUGUGACGUCAGUAGCUCAUAGGAUAUCAUUGGGUUCGACGACCUGGGCGAUUUUUAUACAGUUAUAUUGUCUUCAUUUUCAAGUUAAAUAUAGUUGUUACUUGUUUGGAAGUUGUUUUCCUCUAUCCAAUGCUCAUUGUCCCAAUCCUACUGAUGAUUCAACGGAAGAUUUAACUGAAAGAAAGAUCACC